This is a messenger RNA of Meira miltonrushii, 2446 nucleotides long. Its product is annotated as putative proline-tRNA ligase. Gene Ontology annotation, cellular component: cytoplasm; aminoacyl-tRNA synthetase multienzyme complex. Bases 184 to 2388 code for a protein of 734 amino acids. Gene Ontology annotation, molecular function: ATP binding; aminoacyl-tRNA deacylase activity; proline-tRNA ligase activity. Gene Ontology annotation, biological process: prolyl-tRNA aminoacylation. Lineage: Eukaryota; Fungi; Basidiomycota; Exobasidiomycetes; Exobasidiales; Brachybasidiaceae. The transcript has a single exon. The record is from RefSeq and is a predicted model, not a curated record.
GAGUCUAUGACUCUAUCUUUUUUGGUCAGAUUUAUUGCGGCUAGCGGUCCUGGCCUUAACAAAAAAAUUAAGGUGUGCAGUGCAAUGAGUGAGUGCAUUUGCUGUUCUUCUUGAAAGUUGAGAAUAUGCCGCGCGACACAUUUGAUCUUCUUCUCCAUCCUCCUCUACAUCAUCGAAGCAACAAUGUCAGUCCAAGCAACCACGCUUGACAGUAUUUUGUCUUCGUUAAAGACACUUUCGAUCAAUGCUGCUAAUGUGGUCUCACAUGCAGCUUCAACCUCUCCUGAAUCAUGGAAAGAAGCAUUGAGCAGUUCCAGUACAAGUACCUCACAAAAUGCCACCAAGACAUUACUCUUUAAGCCAAAGACGGCGAAAACAGCUAAGCCAUACCCAGUCUUGAUUGUCGCAAAAGCUGAAACAGAGACGAACACAGGUGCUUUGGGAAAAGAAAUUGAUCAAAAAGAAAUGCGAUUAGCAAAAGAAGAUCUGAUGACUGAAUUCCUUGGUGCAACAAAAGAUGACAUUUCACCUUUAUCAGUUUCUACAGCAAAUGCAGAAGAAGGAUCACAUCCCAUCUUGGUAGUAUUGGAUGAAUCUUUGGCUUCCUCAUCCGAUUCUUUCGCUCUACAUGCUGCCUCUUCAGACAAGACAAUCUUCUUGACAGGUCAAGACGUUCAGAAAUAUCUGCAAAGUACAGGGGUUGCAUUGAAAGUCAUUGACUUCUCCAAAUUGGGCGGAUCGGCAGCUCCAGCUCCAGCACGGGCAACACCUGCCUCAGGUGCAAACAAUGAAGCAGCAGCAGCGGCAAGAGCUAGACACGCGGAAGCAGCACGUAUCCCCGAAGCUGAAUUGAUUGGUAUCACUGUUCGCAAGGAUGGAGACUUUUCUGAUUGGUACCAACAAGUGUUGAAAAAGGGUGAUAUGUUGGAGUAUUACGAUGUGAGUGGAUGUUAUAUUCUCAAACCAUGGAGUUAUAACGUUUGGCAAUCGAUUCAAACAUUCUUCGAUGCAGAAAUCAAGAAGCUAGGUGUGGAGAAUUGCUAUUUCCCAAUGUUUGUUUCUUCUGAUGUCUUGGAACGUGAAAAGGACCAUAUCGAAGGAUUCGCACCUGAAGUUGCUUGGGUCACAAGGGCCGGUCAGAGCGAUUUAGAGAAGCCAGUCGCCAUUCGUCCAACAUCAGAGACAGUCAUGUACCCUUAUUACGCCAAAUGGAUCAGAAGUCAUCGUGAUUUACCACUAAAGCUCAACCAAUGGAACAGCGUUGUUCGUUGGGAAUUCAAGCAUCCUCAACCAUUCUUGCGAACACGUGAAUUCUUGUGGCAAGAAGGCCACACAGCCCAUUUGACUUUGGAUGGCGCUGCAAAGGAAGUUCUACAGAUCUUGGACCUUUACAAAGCAGUGUAUGAACAACUUCUUGCUGUACCUGUGGUGCCUGGUGUCAAAUCAGAAAAGGAAAAGUUCGCUGGUGGAUAUUACACAACAACAGUCGAAGGAUUUGUUCCAACAACAGGACGAGGUAUUCAAGGAGGUACUUCUCACUGCUUGGGACAAAAUUUCAGCAAAAUGUUCAACAUCACUGUCGAAGAUCCCGAAGCAACAGAAGAGACACGUGGUAAACCAGAGGGUCGUUUACACGUCUGGCAGAACAGUUGGGGUUUGAGUACACGUACGAUCGGUGUGAUGGUAAUGGUGCACGGUGAUGACAGAGGUUUGGUCAUGCCACCUCGCGUUUCUCAAAUUCAAGUGGUUAUCAUUCCAUGUGGUAUUACUGUCAAAACAACGCCCAAAGAACGUGAUAUGAUCCUUGAUACAUGUCAAGAGACGGCAAAUACUCUGCAAAAAGCAGGCAUUCGUGCCAAGGCAGAUUUGCGCGACAACUACAAUCCCGGAUACAAAUUCCACGAUUGGGAAUUACGUGGAGUACCUAUCCGUUUGGAAAUUGGUCCCAAAGACUUGGAAAAGAAUCAAGUGGUUGCUGCUCGUCGUGACACAGGUGUGAAAGCAAAUGUUUCUGCUUCUGGCUUGGCAGAUUCUGUGCAGAAAUUGUUGAACACGAUCCAUGAUGACAUGUUCAAACGUGCAGAUGAGACUUAUCGUGCUCAUCGAAAAGUUGUCACUGAAUGGGCAGAUUUCACCCCUACUUUGAACGGCAAGAAUCACGUCAUCAUUCCUUGGUGUGAAGUGGAAGCAUGCGAAGAUGCCAUCAAAGAUCGUAGUGCUCGUGUUGCAAACAGCGAUGAGCCUCAAGAUGAACGUGCUCCUUCUAUGGGAGCAAAAUCUCUCUGCAUUCCAUUUGAUCAGAAACAAUAUCCCGACAUUGCUGGAAAGAAAUGUCCUCAAUGUGGCCAAGCAGCAAAAAGAUGGACCAUGUUUGGACGAAGUUACUAAAAGUAGUUCUUUACCUAUGUUGUACAUCAAUUCGUCACUUAUCUUAAUUGCACAUAAA